Ipomoea triloba (trilobed morning glory) is the source of this 996-nucleotide messenger RNA. RefSeq lists its product as uncharacterized. The record is from RefSeq and is a predicted model, not a curated record. The transcript is spliced from 2 exons. The coding region runs from base 106 to 801 and encodes 231 amino acids. NCBI's taxonomy places the organism in Eukaryota, Viridiplantae, Streptophyta, Magnoliopsida, Solanales, Convolvulaceae.
UUGCUUUUCUCUAACCUUUUGACCACAUACCAACACACACGAUAUAAUACACUCUGAUCUGAUCUGCUCCCUGAUGAAUUAUUAGUUAGUUAGUUGGCAUGAAAAAUGGCAUUCAUUGUGUUCUUGGACACCAUAUUGGUUCCCUUGAGCCUCUCCCUUACCAUCGGGUACCAUGCCUAUCUCUGCCACCGCCUCAAGCACAAGCCCGCCGCCACCACCAUCGGCCUCAACAUGCUCAAGCGGAGAUCCUGGCUUCAGGAUUACAAUCAGGGAAAUGACAAGAAGGGCAUGUUAGCGGUGCAAAGCCUGAGAAACACAUUAAUGGCGUCCAUCCUCACAGCCACAAUCACCGUAAUCAUCAUCGUUUCCCUGGCGGCUCUCACCAACAACGCCUUCAACGCCGCCUCCCACCUCUUCCACGGCCCACUCCUCGGCCUACAUUCCGGCCGCCUCAUAGUCCUCAAACUCGGCUGCGCCGCCAUCUUCCUGCUCGCCAGCUUCAUGUGCAGCUCCAUGGCCAUCGCCAACUUGAUCGACGCCAACUUCUUGGUCAACGCGGUGGGGGCCGACGACUUCUCCGCCUCGCCGCCGCCGUCGCACACGCAGACGGUGCUGGAACGAGGCUUCAAGCUGGCCGUGGUGGGCAACAGGGCGCUUUGCAUGGCGUUUCCGGUGUUGUUGUGGAUGAUUGGUCCGGUCGCCGUCUUCGUCUCCUCGGUGGCGCUGGUUUGGGCGUUGCACGGCCUUGAUUUUGUCGGCGACUUUUCGGCGAUCGCCGGAAAAACCAGUCUGCAGCCUUGAACAAUGAAGAUCUUAAUUGUGUAUCAUAAUCAUCUUUAAUUUAAAAAAAUAUAUAUUGUAAUAAUAAUGAUAGAAUUUUGGUAAUUACUAGGAGUUGUGAGAUUGGUGAGUGAAUAUAUGGAUUUCUCCUAAAUAAUUUAGUGCAAAUUAUAUCGUACAUUCAUUUUGUAAAUUAAACUUGAUACAUUGUCAUUU